AUGGAGGAAAAAGAACAAGAUGAUGAUGUGAUAAAACCUCCUAUAAAUUUUUCUAUGGUAGAAGAAGGAAUUUACAGAUCAGGGUUUCCAGAACCUUCGAAUUUUAGCUACCUUGAAACAUUAAAUCUUAAGUCAAUCAUAUAUUUAUGUUCUGAGAAAUACCCAGAAGAUUAUAUGAAGUUUCUUGAAUGUAAUAAAAUUCAGUUAUUUCAGUUUAGUAUGGAAGGAACAAAAGAGACAAUUGCUGAAGAUGUUAUAUCUAAGGUUCUUAAUAUGUUGGUAGAUGUAAGAAAUUACCCAAUUUUAAUUCACUGUAAACGUGGGAAACAUCGUACAGGUUGUGUUGUUGGUUGUUUUAGGAAGUUGAAAAAGUGGUGCAUGAACUCAGUGUUUGAAGAAUACCAGCGUUUUGCAGGAGAAAAAGCUAGAGCAAGUGAUAUGAGUUUCAUGGAAGGAUAUGACGUGUCGCGGGUAAAACUUUGUUUAAAGAGUCGUAUUUAUCAAUAUCAUGGUUAUGCUUCCAACAAGAGGAGGUUGCUCGAUACUGACACAAGACAAGAACAAAUAUCUAACAGAUGUAGGGCGUGUUUGGCGCAAUUUUUGAGGUAG
Messenger RNA from Beta vulgaris subsp. vulgaris (sugar beet), 609 nucleotides. Its product is annotated as tyrosine-protein phosphatase DSP3-like. The record is from RefSeq and is a predicted model, not a curated record. Gene Ontology annotation, molecular function: phosphatase activity. Bases 1 to 609 code for a protein of 202 amino acids. Gene Ontology annotation, cellular component: cytoplasm. Lineage: Eukaryota; Viridiplantae; Streptophyta; Magnoliopsida; Caryophyllales; Amaranthaceae. The transcript has 2 exons. Gene Ontology annotation, biological process: protein dephosphorylation.